Amaranthus tricolor (Joseph's coat) is the source of this 3510-nucleotide messenger RNA. RefSeq names its product respiratory burst oxidase homolog protein A-like. Gene Ontology annotation, molecular function: peroxidase activity; NAD(P)H oxidase H2O2-forming activity; calcium ion binding. The coding region runs from base 292 to 3099 and encodes 935 amino acids. The record is from RefSeq and is a predicted model, not a curated record. The transcript has 14 exons. Gene Ontology annotation, cellular component: plasma membrane. Lineage: Eukaryota; Viridiplantae; Streptophyta; Magnoliopsida; Caryophyllales; Amaranthaceae.
AUAAACUUUGUCCAUUUCUCUCUUCCAAUUUACUUUCUUCCUUUUUCUCUUUCUUUCUCUGUCUCAUCCGCGUUGCCACUAUCAUCAUCCUCCACCCAUCUCCACUAUCAAAAGCACCCAUCUCUCAUCACGCGUUUAUUUCUCUCAAAAUUGGAUUAUACUGAUUAUUUCUUCAACAAUAAUGGAGAAUGUUUCCCUUUCAUGUAUAAUAUAUGAUACAUAUUGUUGUAUGAAUUUUUCUUUGUAAUUAUACGAUAUAAUUCUUUUGUGUAUUGACUUUUUUUUUGAAAAAUGAGGGAUUAUUCUCGACAUGAGUUACGCCGGUGGGGCUCCGACAAUAUUCGAACGCCGGUAACGGCUAUGAGUGCCGGAUCUUCACCGGUAAGUGACGUCACUACAUCGGGGUAUUCUACACCACCUUCUACCGCUGAAGAAUUCGUUGAAGUUACUCUUGACAUUGAAGAUGACGAGACUAUUAUUCUCCGAAGUGUUGAACCAGCGACGGCUACGGCAAUGAAUAUUCCGGGGACGAUGAAUGUUGAUGUUGGAGUUGAGAUUCCCGCGAGGAAUCCAGGGAUUCGAAGAACUACAUCGUCGAAUAGUAGAAUACGGCAGUUUUCUCAAGAAUUGAAGGCGGAAAUCAGUAGAGCGAAGCAGUCAUUUUCGGCGCAAUUGACGAAACGUUUUUCAGGAAAGUUUUUAGGUCACUCGCCUUCAAUGAAAGGAUCUGAAUCCGGAGUUGACCCGGCGAUUGCAGCAAGGAAUCGUCGUAAACAGCAAGCUCAACUCAAUCGAACUCGGUCUGGUGCUCAAAGAGCUCUGAAAGGGCUUAGAUUUAUUAGUAGUAACGCUAAAACAAAUUGGCAUGAAGUUAAGAAGAAUUUUGAGAGGCUUGCUAAAGAUGGAUUUCUUUAUCGCACUGAUUUUGCGGAAUGUAUUGGGAUGCUUAAUUCGAAGGAUUUUGCAUUAGAAAUGUUUGAUGCAUUGAGUAGAAGAAGGAGAUUGAAAGUAGAGAAGAUUAGCAAGGAAGAAUUGUAUGAGUAUUGGUCUCAAAUUACAGAUCCGAGCUUCGAUUCUCGACUCCAGAUCUUCUUCGACAUGGUGGAUAAAAAUGACGAUGGCCGCCUGAACGAAGAAGAAGUUAAAGAGAUCAUAGCAUUGAGUGCAUCGGCAAAUAAGCUGUCAAGAUUAAAUGAACAAGCAGAGGAAUAUGCAGCUUUAAUAAUGGAAGAACUGGAUCCAGAAGGACUGGGAUAUAUUGAGUUAUGGCAAUUGGAGACACUUUUAUUACAAAAAGACACUUACUUGAGCUACAGUCAAGCACUCAGCUACACAAGCCAAGCCUUGAGCCAAAAUUUACAAGGACUAAGAUAUAGGACCAGAAUUCAAAGAAUGAGAUCAAAAAUGUUUUAUUUCUUACAAGAUAAUUGGAAAAGGAUUUGGGUUUUAAGUCUUUGGAUAUUGGUAAUGAUUGGCUUAUUUUUAUGGAAGUUCUUUCAAUACAAAAACAAAGCUGCAUUCAAAGUUAUGGGUUACUGCCUUACUGUCGCGAAAGGUGGAGCCGAAAUCUUGAAGCUGAACAUGGCUUUGAUUCUGUUUCCGGUGUGUAGGAAUACGAUAACUUGGCUUAGGUCUACAAGGCUGGCUUACAUUGUGCCUUUUGAUGACAAUCUCAACUUCCAUAAGACAAUUGCUGCAGCUAUUGUGGUUGGUAUUAUCCUUCAUGCUGGAAACCAUCUUGCAUGUGAUUUUGUGAGACUUGAGAGGUCAUCAGCAACGGAUUAUGCUCUAUACUUGAGUGACUUUGGUAUGCCAAAACCCACCUAUGGAGAUCUAGUGAAGGGUGCUGAGGGCAUAACGGGGAUCUUAAUGAUCGUUUUGAUGGCAAUUGCUUUCACUCUGGCUACUCGACAUUUUAGACGUGGCCUCAUUAAGCUGCCCAAGCCUUUCGAUAGACUCACAGGAUUUAAUGCCUUCUGGUAUUCACACCAUCUGCUAGUCUUCGUCUAUAUAUGUUUGUUCAUCCAUGGGAUAAAGCUGUAUCUCGUCCACCAAUGGUACAAACAAACGACAUGGAUGUAUCUGGCAGUUCCUGUUUUAUUAUAUGCUGGGGAAAGGACUUUGAGAUUCUUUCGAUCAGGGUUAUAUUCUGUUUGUCUUUUGAAGGCAGCGAUUUAUCCUGGAAAUGUUCUCACACUGCAAAUGUCAAAGCCAUCUCAAUUUCGGUACAAGAGUGGACAGUACAUGUUUGUGCAGUGCCCUGCUGUUUCCACCUUUGAAUGGCACCCAUUUUCGAUUACUUCUGCUCCGGGAGAUGAUUUCCUCAGCAUCCAUGUUCGCAAGCUUGGUGACUGGACGCAAGAACUACAAAGGGUUUUUAAAGAUGCUUGUGAGAAGCCUCAACCUGGGAGAAGUGGACUUCUUAGAGCUGAUGAAACGACAAAGAAAAGUAUGCCAAAGCUUCGGAUAGAUGGGCCAUAUGGUGCUCCAGCACAAGAUUACCAUAAAUAUGAUGUUCUUCUCCUCGUUGGUCUCGGAAUUGGAGCUACUCCAUGCAUUAGCAUCCUUAAGGAUCUACUGAACAACAUAGUCAAAAAGGAAGAGGAAGAAGAAAAAGCUGCUGAUCUUUACCCAGUACCAGAUCUCAAUAACAAGGGUUCCCCAAAGCAAAAGAAGCCCUUGAGGACCACAAAUGCCUACUUCUACUGGGUAACUAGAGAGCAAGGUUCAUUUGAUUGGUUCAAAGGAGUCAUGAAUGAAGUUGCUGAGCUUGAUCAAAGAGGUGUGAUUGAAAUGCAUAAUUACUUGACCAGUGUAUAUGAGGAAGGAGAUGCACGCUCAGCAUUAAUCACCAUGAUUGCGGCACUCAACCAUGCCAAGAACGGGGUGGAUAUUGUUUCCGGCACCAAGGUCCGCACCCAUUUUGCAAGGCCAAAUUGGAAAAAGGUUCUAUCCAAGAUUGGUUCCAAACACGCAAAUGCGAGAAUAGGUGUUUUCUAUUGUGGUUUACCGGUCUUAGCCAAAGAACUAAAGGAGCUAUGCAAUGAGUAUAAUCAAAGAGGUACAACCAAGUUUGAGUUCCAUAAGGAGCACUUCUAAGAAGUCUUCAUAAGGAUUUUCCUUCACUUUUUCGCAACGGCAAAGAUGGAAAUUUUAAGCGCCUCAAGAACAUACAUAUACUUUCUUUUUUUUGUUUCGUAACUUAUUACUCCUACGAAGUAGAUACCAAAGGAACAAGCAAGGAGUCGGGAAUAACACUGAGAAGAUAGAAUAAUGUACAGUCUUGAAUAGAAUGAAAAUAUAUAUGGGAAGAUCUAUUGUUUUCCCUUUUUUCUUUUUUUAGUUUUUUUUUUCAUUUUUUGGUGAGGUUUAUAAUUGGUGUAUGCCUAGAACAAUCAAGCAAGUGUAGGGUAUUGUUACAUUGUUGACAUGGAUUGGUAAAGCACUUUAGCAAAUUUUUGCUGAGGAUGUAAUUAAAUUAUUUGGCAAGUGAGCAAGGGAGUUACAAAA